CGCGAGGAGGCGGCGGCGGAGGCGCGGCGAGCGUUGGUGGAGGGGCCGGCUCUGCGCGGCCCCAAGACAUGGCUCACAACAAGAUCCCGCCGCGGUGGCUGAACUGUCCGCGGCGCGGCCAGCCGGUGGCAGGAAGAUUCUUACCUCUGAAGACAAUGUUAGGACCAAGGUACGAUAGUCAAGUUGCUGAAGAAAAUCGGUUCCAUCCCAGUAUGCUCUCAAAUUAUCUCAAGAGUCUGAAGGUUAAAAUGGGCUUGUUGGUGGAUCUGACAAAUACUUCAAGGUUCUACGACAGAAAUGACAUAGAAAAAGAAGGAAUCAAAUAUAUAAAACUUCAGUGUAAAGGACAUGGUGAGUGCCCCACAACUGAGAAUACGGAGACAUUUAUUCGUCUAUGUGAGCGGUUUAAUGAAAGAAACCCACCUGAACUUAUAGGUGUUCACUGUACCCAUGGUUUCAAUCGCACUGGUUUCCUCAUAUGUGCCUUUUUGGUGGAGAAAAUGGAUUGGAGUAUUGAAGCAGCAGUUGCUACUUUUGCUCAAGCCAGACCACCAGGAAUUUAUAAGGGUGAUUAUUUGAAAGAACUUUUUCGUCGCUAUGGUGAUAUAGAGGAAGCACCACCCCCACCUCUAUUGCCAGAUUGGUGUUUUGAGGAUGAUGAAGAUGAAGAUGAGGAUGAGGAUGGAAGAAAGGAAUCAGAACCUGGGUCAAGUGCCUCCUUUGGCAAAAGGAGAAAAGAACGGUUAAAACUGGGUGCUAUUUUCUUGGAAGGUAUAACUGUUAAAGGUGUAACUCAAGUGACAACUCAACCGAAGUUAGCAGAAGUACAGCAGAAGUGUCAUCAAUUCUGUGGCUGGGAAGGGUCUGGAUUCCCUGGAGCACAGCCUGUUUCCAUGGACAAGCAAAAUAUUAAACUUUUGGAGCAGAAGCCAUAUAAAGUAAGCUGGAAAGCAGAUGGUACCCGGUAUAUGAUGUUGAUUGAUGGCACAAAUGAAGUUUUUAUGGUUGAUAGAGAUAAUUCAGUAUUUCAUGUUUCAAAUCUGGAAUUUCCAUUUCGUAAAGAUCUCCGUAUACAUUUAUCAAAUACUCUCUUGGAUGGGGAAAUGAUUAUUGACAGAGUAAAUGGACAAGCCGUUCCUCGAUAUUUGAUUUAUGACAUAAUUAAAUUCAAUGCACAACCAGUUGGAGAUUGUGAUUUUAAUAUUCGUCUGCAGUGUAUAGAACGAGAAAUAAUAAAUCCUCGUCAUGAAAAAAUGAAGACUGGGCUCAUUGACAAAACACAGGAACCAUUUAGUGUCAGAAAUAAGCCAUUUUUUGACAUUUAUACUUCAAGAAAGAAAUAUAAACCUGGUCGGUGUGAUGAUAUUUUGAAAUGGAAACCUCCCAGUCUGAAUUCUGUGGAUUUUCGCCUAAAGAUAACAAGAAUGGGAGGAGAAGGGUUGCUUCCUCAGAAUGUUGGCCUUCUCUAUGUUGGAGGUUAUGAAAGACCCUUUGCACAAAUCAAGGUGACAAAAGAGCUAAAACAGUAUGACAACAAAAUUAUAGAAUGCAAAUUUGAGAACAACAGCUGGGUCUUCAUGAGACAGAGAACAGACAAAAGUUUUCCUAAUGCCUACAACACUGCCAUGGCUGUGUGCAACAGCAUCUCAAACCCUGUCACCAAGGAGAUGCUAUUUGAGUUCAUCGACAGAUGUGCAGCAGCUUCUCAAGGACAGAAACGAAAGCAUCAUCUGGACCCUGACACGGAGCUCAUGCCUCCACCGCCUCCCAAAAGACCGCGCCCUUUGACCUAAGACCAGCCUCUGACUUUAGGAUUGAAAGAUGAGUGAGAACAAAAAUGCUGUUGCCCCAUUUGCAGCCAGAGAAAUUCAAAAAAGAAUGUGGCUUCAUGUUGAUACACAUUUGAAUUUUUUUUUUUUUAAAGAAAAGUAUUGUAGCCAGCCUGUACAUAUUUGAUGCAUUUGUUUCCUUCGUGCUACAGUACAUCAUGGACUUAAACAUUUUAUUUAUAUCUGAUAAACUCAGCCUUACCUUGUGGAAUCUGAAGAUUGAAAUAUCCAAAGGUUUAAACAAGAUUGAAAUCAAUGAAAAAGAGGCCUUGUUUAUAUAUGGAUACCAUCUACUUUUAAUUUAUAAAGUUAGCAAUCUGGAACUGACAGCGCAUAGAACACUGUAUUUUUUAGAAAUUGUAUUUCAGCUAUGUUAAAAUUUCCUUUGAAACCAUUUAGACAGUGGCAUUAAACAUUCUUCUUGUCGUUCAUCAUGGAUUUCCUACAUUUCUGAGAUUCUUAUAUUCAAAAACAGAUGACAAGGUUGUUAAGUAUUGUACUAUAUUAAACAACUUGGUCUGGCUUUAUCAUUUUAAGAAGGUUUUUUUUUUGAAAUGUAAAAGUAAAAGAGUAAAGCUCCAUUUUUGUGAAUUACAUCCUUUCUAAUGGAAAUAUUUUGAGUAUUUUCAUCUGCGUCUGUUGUUUGAACUACAAUAUCAGAUCUCCAGUGUGCCCCUGGUGGCGGUGGUUUUGAGCCACUUCCCAGAACUCAGAUGUCCACCACCAGGGCCCUUACUUACUGUUUCCUGGGAAACUUCUUGUUGUUGUUGUUGUUUUUCAUGGCAGGACUACUGCUUUACCUCAGUGGUAUCAGCACCUUGUAAAUUACAUUAAAACACACAACUCACUGUGAUUAUGGGAGUGACAUCAAACACAAGCAAUGCUGUGUUAGUUCCCUCGAACAAAACGGCCAAGGACAUGCCAGCUGACCCCUUUGAUUAGAAGGUAAUGUCAAUGGAAUAGAAUGCUGCCCCUGGGAAAGGCUCUCCCACUGCUACCUAAAUUGAGAGGCAAAGAGUAGACAUCUGUAGGAACUAAACAUCAAGAAAGCCAAGACAUUUAUUUUCAAAGCCAGAAUUCUAUCUAUAGUUUAUUCUGGGAAUGCUAUUUCUGUUGUAUGUCUGAAUUUUAAAACGUUUACUGAUAGGUAAUGGAUUUAAAGAGCAGCUGAUUGGUCAUCUGCCAUUGUUGAGAAAUUGUGUUCUGAUUGGUUUGUGAAGGAAUCUGAGAAUUAGCCGAUUAAGAGGCUAAUGUAUUUAUUUUUAGAGGUACAAGUUUUAAGUAUGUGUAUUUAAAACAAAUUUUCAUGAUCUGAAUUUUAUAUAUGUCUAUGCAUAUAUAUGUGAGUAUAUGCAACAGUAUAUAUUCUUCUACUAACGUACUCAGACAUGAAAAUCUAAACAACUUACCUAGUAGACUGAAUAUCGGACAGGAUUUCUAUAUGUUAUAGCACAGGUUAACCAAAAAUGUAUUUAUAUUCAUCUGAGUUUUAAUGUUUUUAAACAAACUUUUCUCUUGCAGUGCUUUUCUAUAUGAAAUGCUAGAGUCAUGCUUGGCCUUUUUUCUUUGUUGUCCCCAAGUUCUGUAAUGUAUAGUGAAUUUAUCCAAAAUGCCAUUUUAGUGUUUCUUUCCUAGAGUGUUUCUGUGCAUUUGGGUGCUAAAGGGAAUAAAACACGUGACCACCACAAUGACCGCAGAAAGAUGGAAAUUUGUUAAAGUUCCAUAGUGUCUUGUACAAAGUGGAUCUAAAAAAAGCCUAUGCAACUCUGACGUCUACUUCACCUGGAUUAGUUACUCUUUUCAUACAGUAUGCUGUUUUCUCCUGAGUCUGUGUAAAUGCAGGGCUCUUUUGUGGGUAUAAGAGCAAGCUUUUGCCAGUGAUCUUUAAUGGAGCUAAAAUGUUUAUGGUAAUUGUAACCUUUUAAAUGAGUUAUGUGAAAAGAUCAUCUCAUUUUUAAUACACCCAGAUAUUUUCUCCAUACCUGUGUGCAUUUUCCAGCAGUUAAUUUUUCUUUUCCUUUCAGUUAUCGUAAAGUAUAAUAGUUGGCUUUAUAAGUAGACCCCAUUUAGUCCCUGAACACACUACCAUCUGCAGUAUCAUAAAAAGUCAUCUAGAAAGUCGGGGGAGGGGAAAAUCUAGAGGCAGGAUUUGGAAUAUCAGGAAGGAAACACUUCCCUUCUUAGCCCACUUCACAAUAACUGGUUUUUGACCCUGAUGUUUUGUUGGCAAGAAUAAGAAAACUUUUCUGAGUUAUCACAUAUAAAAGCUUUUGCAUUGUGUUUGAAAAGGAUGUGGACGACUCGACUGUCUGGAUGGUUAUAUUUGCUUUCCGUGAAAUGCUCAGAAAAUGUCAGGACAUUCCUUCUCUA
This is a messenger RNA of Rhinolophus ferrumequinum (greater horseshoe bat), 4199 nucleotides long. RefSeq names its product RNA guanylyltransferase and 5'-phosphatase (gene RNGTT). Gene Ontology annotation, molecular function: mRNA guanylyltransferase activity; mRNA 5'-triphosphate monophosphatase activity; ATP binding. NCBI's taxonomy places the organism in Eukaryota, Metazoa, Chordata, Mammalia, Chiroptera, Rhinolophidae. Bases 69 to 1793 code for a protein of 574 amino acids. The transcript has 15 exons. The record is from RefSeq and is a predicted model, not a curated record. Gene Ontology annotation, biological process: 7-methylguanosine mRNA capping; protein dephosphorylation.